AAGUGAUCAAGGUAGAUUGAUUUGGCAUAAUACGCGGCUAGCCCCGUGGUCUGCAAGCCGGCGACUGGCUGACGUCUUCCUAUAUUCAAUCCAGUGCGCACAACUCGGCCUCAGCACGGCUAGAGUCAGCAAAAACCACUGAUCGACGGAUACCACUCUCCCUAGGCGAUGCUGCAGUUUCGCACACUAGCGCUGGCCCUCGCCGUCAGCAAUGCUCUCGUCGCACCGCCGCAGUGCGCGAAACACUCCGUAUCAGUUAGGAGUGACUACUUGGACUCCAUGGCGCCGCCCGCCGCCGCCGCGCCCGAGGAGGCCGCGCCUGAGGCCGAGGUGAUCGAGGAGCCGGCGCCGCCGGCGCCGAUGUCCCUCUCCGAGAGUGUGUUAGGAGAGUUCUCGGCACGAAGUGAAAGGAAUUUGGAGGUCGCUAGAUUGCAGACGCAGCUUGAAAGGUCUCAAUUGCGAAGGAAGCAGGUCGAGGAGGUCAUCGGCGAGGAGGUCGCCGCCCUACGGUUCCAACUCGAACGGGAAAUGGCCGCGGAACGGGACCGCGCCGCGUCGGCCGCGCAGCUCCAGCAGCAGCUCGCCGAUGCCAAAGCGCAAAAAAUGGAGCGGUGUCGGAGGGAGGAGCAGUUAUUGGUGCAGCUGCAAGAUGUCAGGCAGCGGACGUCCGAGGACGCCGUCGCCGCAUCUUUAGCUGCGGCCAUCGAGACGAAGGCUGGUUUAGUUGCCAUUGAACUUGUGUUAAUAGAGGACGUCGACGAGUGCUCCGGGCAGAUCAAGGUGGAACAGGACCAAAUAAAUGCGCGCAUCGAGGCCAUGGAGACGACGUUGGCGUCGUUGCCGGCGACGGACGACGGCGAAGCGUUGCGAUUGUACUCCUGGCAGCAGGUCGAGGCGCUGCAGGCCCAACUCGCCGAGUCGGCCAUCGCCAUCGCCGAGACCGAGGCUUCCGUGGCGGCCUUGCGUCAGCGCAUCAACGACGCCCUCGACCAGCGCGACGCUGUUUUAGGUGCGGCGCCGCUCGGUGCCGCGCAGCCCGUAGCACCUUCUGUGAAUGCGGGCCCGGCCGUGCCGCCUCCUUCGAGAAGCGCGGUCCAACAAAUAGACGUGGAGUCGCUCGACGACGCCGCGCUCAAGGACGCCGCCGCGUCGUCGGCCAAAGCCACGAUCAACGCCUUCCAGAACGUCGGGAAAUCUUUAUUAGCGUUCGCGGGCAACUUCCAGGCUUCUGCCGAUCGGGCCGAGGCCUCGAAAUUGCUGAGCGAGGCGACCAAUACCACGUCGGCUUUGACGCGCGAGCUCGCCGAUAGUGGAGAGGUCUCCCAGUCCGAGGCCGCGGCGAUCGCGCGCGACGCCGCGUCGUCGACGGGGCAGAUCGUCUCGAACCUGGGCGGCGCGGCGUCGUCGGCGGCGAAGGCGGCGUCGAACGCGGCCAAUGACGCCGAGGUCGGCGCCGCGCUCGGCGACGCCUUCACGGCGCUGGGGAACACGGUCGCGAGCGUCGGCGUCCUCGCCGGGCGCGCGGCGUCGGGCGCGGCGGGCGGCGACCUCAAGCUGCCCGACGCGCCGAAGCUGCCGGGAGACCUGAAGCUGCCUGAUUUACCAUUCCUGCCGGGGCAGAAGAACAAGGGGCCGCCGGGCGGCUUCGACGACUAGAGAGAUCCCACCAUCCCCCCUUGCCAAGAAUAUGAUAUAGGGUAACAAGCUGGGUUACUA
Molecule: messenger RNA, 1716 nt
Organism: Pelagomonas calceolata
Lineage: Eukaryota; Pelagophyceae; Pelagomonadales; Pelagomonadaceae
Source: the annotation of a GenBank genome assembly